CCUAAAAUUUGUGAUCCGUGGUCUGCACUAACCAAACGUCAGUUUCUUGUCAACCGUAAUGGCGUGCGUGUGUGUGUAGAGUUUUGAUUUCAACUUAGAGAAUCGUAUUUUUUUUGUAGACCGUAUUAUGUGUAAAUUCGGGCAUCUUUAAAUUAAUUCUUUAAGAGCUUCCCGGCUUCUUCCACAUAUCAGCCCGUUUCUUCCUCUACUACGAUUUACACAAACAAAGAAUUAACGAUGACGUAAAUAGAAUAAAUCAGGUACAAAACGGUUAAUUUAAAUUGCAUCACGUGCAACUGGUUCUGUUUUGGCUGAAUGCUCGGAUCAUCAUGACAUCAUUUAUGUCUAAGAAGAAGAAGUACAAGUUUCAAGUGGAAAUAUGCCUAGAAGAGUUAUUGGAAGUGCCUUUUGUGUCUGCCGUGCUUUUCGCCAAGAUGAGGUUAUUGGAUGGGGGAAAUUUUCAGGAUAAUAGUAGCAGACAAGAAGUAAGAGAUCAUAUGGUUCACUGGGACGCAAAAUUUUCUUUUCCUUGCAAAAUGAUGGCGAAUGCCUCUACAGGAGUUAUGGAGAAAUGCAUUCUAAGAAUUUCAAUUAGGAAGGAAUGCAAGGGAGGGCGAAGUUUUACCAAGCUAGGAUUUGUGGACUUAAAUCUCGCGGAAUACGCUGGAGCAGGAUUAAUACAUAAAAAAGCUUUAUUGGAAGGAUACGAUAUGAGGCAUAGGCAAGACAAUAGUAUGCUCAAGUUCAGAAUUCAGCUCAAUAUGAUCGCUGGCGAUAUUUUGUUUAAAGCGCCUUCUCCAUCCCUGAAACACAAGUCAAUACCAAAAGAAGAUACAGCGACAGAUCAAAGAUCGGACGAAUUUUCCAGCGGUUCUUUGGCUGGCUCUAUCAACAGUGGUAGCUCAGGUUUCGGCAGCUUGCCUAAGAAGAGAACACCGUUACCCGCAGAACUUGUUAUUGGUCAAACUCUAAGUGAAUCCAACCACCUUGCCCCUAUAGCAGUUCCCUUUGAGGCGCAAUUAAACGAUCAUUGCCUGGACCAAACUAGCGAACAUAUUAACUCGGUGUCUGUGCAAGAACCCGGACACAGCCGGAACUCUUCAAAUACCAGUCAAAUGUCGAAGGCGUCCGGUUAUAGCAGCAUAUCUCAUAGCCGGCAUAGUAGUAGCGGAGACUCGACUGCAGGACAUAUCAGGAACGCAUUGCAGCACGAAUCGCUUCGCAGGCCCGUAUCCAAAUUCCAACGCACUUAUACCUUCCCUAAGCACCGCCUAAAUAUACCCACCACUAUUCCAUCCGAAUCCCCUGGCCCCCAAAAUGGUGAGUUAAACGAUUCGGAGGUGUUCCACACCCCUCAGAGCAGUAUUAGUACCCUAUCACAUACAAACGGUGAGACUGAGACAUUUUAUACUCCUCAAAGUGAGUUUAUCACGCCAAAAAAGUACGUUAACAACAAAACUAGUGAGCUGGCUCCGUCGUUAAAGUAUCAAAAGCAAAAAAGUGUUCAGAGCUCCGCUAGCGAGGAUUACAAAACGCCCGAUGAUUAUUUCGGUUCUAAUGUUUUCGAUAAAAACUUCAAUGCACUACAAAAAAGUGCUUCUAGUAGCGUCGUUGAAACCAUUCGCAACAAUCAAUCAAAUGAAAAUAAUUUCUUACGCGGCAAAAACGACAAUUUUAAUGAAGUGGACGGUUUCGUUAAACCGAGUCUGAUUUUUAGACAUUCUGAAAAUUGUAACAACAACAAUUAUAACCUUAAGCCGCCGCAAGAGGGCGUGCUUCGCUCCAAAAGUGACUUUAUAAUUCCCAAAAAGUCGCCGGAGCCACGACGAAACGAUCGCACUUGGUCCAAAAUCGCGGCUUUUCUUACACCGCGCAUGCACCGUAAAGAUAUUUUGGCUCAGUCCACCCCUGUCCGCGGCCCCGAUUCGGGCUUGAUCCCUCCCUUUUCCGAUCCAUUGUCCACGAAGGAUACCAGGGCCGUAUCGAUGGGAAAUUUGAAAUUGGGCAACGACGGGCAAUUGGCUGUUUACUGUGCAAUUGGAAGCAGGCUUCACCGCAAGAUGCUAUUAGAAGGUGUUUCGAUAACAAAGCUACCAACCUGUGAUAGUCCGCCGGAAGAUCACACAGAGGAGGAAAACUAUUUUCCUGAAAUCGAACACAGGAGAUCAAGCACCACCAUAUAUGUAAACCCGAGCUCUGGUAGUCUGCAGACGAACAGCGAUACCGGUUCGUUAGAUAGAGCCAAAGCAGCGUACGAGAGGCGAAAAAAGAACCCGAUAGCGCAGGACGACACUGGCGUGUCCGGACGAGUGGAGACCACCAGGGUUAAUCCGGAAGAAUGUAUAGCAGACUUGCUGAAAAACACUAAUCUGGGGCAGGCGGAUGAUUCUGCUGAAACCUCCGGCCUACAACUAUUUAUAGCCAAAGACGGUACUGCUUCACUAGGUAGCCACGAAGUAAAAUCCCAAAUGUCUACCGGGAUUCCAAUGUUCAAACAAGUGGUAAUGGACGAUAGGUAGUCUUAAAUCUCUAGUAGUAUCUGUGAGUUUUAAUAGUAAGGCAGCAGCCUAAAAUGUUUGUAGGGCAUUUGAGGAAGUAGGGACCGAUUAAUAUGAUGUUAGUAUUAUGAUUCAAGCAAUCAAUCAAAUUUGAAAAUCCCCAGAAGCGCGCCUAAUACACUGAUAUUAAACUAAAUUAAGAUUUUUUUCCCAAUCGGCAUCAUCAUAGAGAUCAAACCACAGAGAUCUGAUAAAUGGGGUAAUAAACGUGUGCAAAAUGUAAGAUAAAAUAGAAAUAACAUAAAGAAAAACAAUUUACAAAAUAAAACAAUAAUAGCUACCAGACGUUCAACUUUUGUAUACUGAUAAAUUAAAUUUUAACAUAAAUUUAUAUAUAAAUUAUAUAUGACUGGAGUAUUUAUGUCAACUUAUUGCGAAAUAGAAAUUUUACGUUCAUCAUGCAUUUGGUGGUUCAUCGCGUUAAAGCCCUACUAUUUAAUAAUUUUUAUUUUUAACGUGAUGAACAAACUUAGCUCAGAUUGCUCGUUUUAAGAUAUUUUUUACUUUAAAAUAUACACAACGGCUUUCUAAAUAUUCAACAUAUAAAACGUUUCCUUUAAAGACUAUUAUAAUAAUUAAACUAAUAAUCAAUGAAUAAAUUUAAAAUAAAAUUAUUCAAAUAUAGUAAUAUCUAUAUUGUCGCUUUUCGUCAGAAAUCGAAAAAUUCGCAGACGGCCAUCUAUCUGUUUGACUAAGGAGAAUUAACAUUUUAUUAUCAAGCAAUUUUCUUAAUUUUCCUGAGGGAAGAGCUUCGGUCGGGGACGCCCUCGCAUUAGCCAUACUGUCCAUCCAAACCCGAUCCUACAGUAAAAUAAUCCAUCUUCCAAAAGAAAAUGAAGUUAAGAGCGAAAUAGCACGAGCACAACGGAAAACACCGACGAAGUUAAUGCGACACCACAUUUUGUUUUAAACUGCCUUAAACCUAAUUUCACUCGACCUUAUAAUGAUCUUUGAAUACCUCUUUCCUUAAAAACCCUGGUCAAAAACAUUUUAUUGUUUGCGAUUUUUAGAUAUGGUGUAUUAAAAAGAUUGAUUUUCAAAAAAAUUUGUUAUUUAAAACUUUGUCUCUGAAAUAUCUUUAAAAAUAAUUUCAAUGCCAUAUUCGUAUCGACUUGAAAUUGAGAGGUAUCCUCAACUAUAGUCUUAAAUGGAACACCUUCAAUUACAUUAUUAUCAAAUAUCAUAAAACCAGUACAAGAUAGUAUUUAUAAUAUGAUCAUGAACGAGUUUAUGUAGUAUUAUAAGAAGCAUGAUAUAUUGUUGCCAAUUAUUGUGAUAUAAACAUUAUUGUUAAGUAUUUUUUAUGCUAGGGCAGCUGAACGACUAACCUGGUCUGCAUUUAUAGUAAAAUUGCCCACAAAAUCAAACAUGUACUUUAUUAAGUUUUAUUUAUAAAAUUUGAAAAAGUACAAAAUCAUAAUUAUGUUUUUGAGAGUUUUUCUCCCAGUGAUUCGUUUUUUAUUAAUUAUAUAAUACAGACCAGAAAAGAACAUCACCGUUCAUACAAGACAAUAUUAUUUAUUUAUAAAUUAUUUUAUUAGUUUAGGAAUUUGCGAUAAUUUAUUUAACAUAUAUUAUACCAGUUAGGGUGAAAAACGGAAGAAAUAAUAAAAGUUUUUUGUUUAA
Molecule: messenger RNA, 4184 nt
Organism: Anthonomus grandis grandis
Lineage: Eukaryota; Metazoa; Arthropoda; Insecta; Coleoptera; Curculionidae
Exons: 10
Coding region: 330-2519 (729 amino acids)
Source: RefSeq, a predicted model, not a curated record